CGAACAGUAAACAACAUUGACGACAAAACUGUUGCGCAUCAUUGUUGUCGUCUAGACUGGACGAUUCCGGCUCGAUCGACUUCAGAGAUGCCAUGGUCAAGUCGCGAAAGAAGUCACCGUGGCGAGAGCCGAAGAGCGCUCCUAGUUGUAUCACGAAGAGUGGGAGUUCUACCCAGGGAAGGGUUCCCGGCAAGAAGAGGCUUACCCUUCACCGAUCGUCGGCACCGUCUAGUGUCCAAAUGGAUAUUGAAGAACAGCUCCGCCGGCAACGAAAGAAGCAACAAGAGUCCAAAAUUGAGGACGAACGUGCGUUAAGAGAGAAUCCCAUGGUUUUGGGACGUUUGUUCUACGACAAAGAACGAGAUGCAUACUUUCCCAAGACUUCUUCGCUAGACUCUGUAAACGACAACUCUUUGCCAACGACGGUAGAGGUUGGAAAGGCUGAAAGCAAGGCCAAAAACAAUGCUUUCCCGUUCCUAUCGCACAACCCAGAUUGCCACAACGCGUCGUCACAUCGAUACUGCUACCUGAGCAACAUGUGUUCUUCGCCACUGAUGAAUAAACGUUUGCGAACCAGCUGGUAUUGUCGAGUUCUUUUGGAAAGUAUGAGACUGACACCGUGCGGGGCAUUUUCCAGGAAGAACUCUGUUUUGAAUACGAUGUUUCCGAGAACGUUUGAGGAUGAUCUUGACUGCAAAAUCAACUUGCCACGAUGGACUCGGACAUUUGACGUCCGACCGUCUAGUCAUGGGUCCUGUGCACUCGAUGUGGCGUCACUCGUGGGCGAACGGGCAGUACUACAGAGUGGCAUUGACGGUGCUGUCGUCAGCGUAGCCGGAUGUACAAGCGUUCGGAUGAUGGGAGAUUCGUUUCCGGGACACGUUGGGGUACUCAAGACCCGCGAGUAUCCGACUUUAUUUACACACUUUUCGACCCACUCUUCCGAAAGGACAACUUUGUAUGAAAUAUCCGCAAAGAUCAACGAUUUUUCGGUACUGGAUUCGCAGGUCAUUUUUGCCACCGGCGUACCAAGAAACCAACGACGUGGGCCAUGGGCUUUAAAAUCAAGAGGGUCGGACGGAACAUUUGGUCACGCUAGUCGCCUUGAAAUCAAGGAAGACUUUCCACAGUCCGACAUGAUGUGUGUGGAGGAGAUGGUAUCCUUUCAAAAAAACUCAGUCCUCCUUGGCCAUCGGAAUGGUCAAAUAACGCUCUUGGAUACGCGGCGACGAUCUUGCUUAUCGUCGAAAGAUGCGCCAGAGUUUGGUGCCGUGUCAAGCCUAAAUAGCUUGGAGGCGAAUGUUCAGGUUCUAGCUCGGGGAUAUUUUGGCACUUGUCGACUAUACGAUUUGCGAAAAAUUGGUUCCGGUACCAUGUCGAGGAUAGACUCGUCAGUCGUACACGAAUUCAGAGUACCAGAACAAUUGUCAACGACUCGAUUGACGAAUAAAUGUAGUGGUAUUGCUGCUGAUCCAACACAAAGCGCCGUAAUAUCACCGUUUGUAAAUCAAGAUGAAGUGCCUUGUUUAGGUCUUUGGUCGCUUUAUUCCGGAAUCUUUAUCGGAGCGAAGAAACUUGCUCCGCAAUGGGAAGAUACGACCCCGGCUUCUACUUCCUGGGGAGUCUCUUGGGUUGAGCUGUGCCGUCAGAUUACCCCAGGUCGACAAUGGCAUUUAUCUAAGUCUGAUGAGUUGAUGCCGCACAUAGUGGAUCUGCCUGACGCUUUUGGGCUUUGGUACAAAUGUGGGCAGUCAAUGGCCGGGCCUGUUCUCCCACCCGCGGCGGGAAAUAUACACCACGUCUAUGUUGAUGGCCACAUUCCAUCCGUGCAGUAG
This is a messenger RNA of Phaeodactylum tricornutum CCAP 1055/1, 1835 nucleotides long. RefSeq lists its product with no specific name. Bases 93 to 1835 code for a protein of 580 amino acids. The transcript has a single exon. Lineage: Eukaryota; Bacillariophyta; Bacillariophyceae; Surirellales; Neidiaceae. The record is from RefSeq and is a predicted model, not a curated record.